GCAUUACUGAGAGGCUGAACCUCGUUUUACUUUAAUAUAACCCGCACCACUGCCCCUCAGUCUAGCCAUGAACUCUCAGGGUCCUCUUCACCUGGCAACUCCACUGAGGGAGAGCCUCCCUUUGUCCAAACUGGCAGGGACCCCCAUAUACCUGAAGCUGGACUCCUCCCAGCCCACUGGUUCCUUCAAAAUCCGUGGCAUUGGACACCUCUGUAAGACGUGGGCUGAGCGUGGCUGUGAGCGAUUUGUCUGCUGCUCAGGUGGCAAUGCUGGCAUGGCCGCUGCUUACUCAGCCCGCCGACUCGGGGUGCCCGCCACCAUCGUGGUGCCCAGUGUCACCCCACCUUUCACCGUGCAGAAGCUGAAGGACGAGGGCGCCGCCGUGCUUAUUCACGGCAAGGAGCUGAAGGAGAGCAUUGAGUACGGUCAGCAGCUGGUGGCCAACAACGCUGGUUGGGUGUUCAUCUCCCCCUACGACGACCCCCUCAUCUGGGAAGGUCACACUUCCCUGGUACGGGAGCUGGAGGCGGAGCUGGAGGUCAAGCCCGGGGCGGUGGUACUGUCCGUGGGUGGGGGAGGCCUCAUGUGUGGCGUGGUGGAGGGGCUGCGCCGUGCCGGCUGGGAGGACGUUCCCAUCAUCGCCAUGGAGACCGUAGGGGCCCACAGCCUUAACGCCGCCCUAAAGAAGGGGGAGCUGGUCACACUGCCCAGGAUUACCAGUAUCGCCACAACAUUGGGCCUCAACCGAGUGGCUGCACAGACGCUGAAGCUGGCCAAAGAGUACACAGUCUUUUCUGAGCUGGUGACAGAUCAGGAGGCCGUGAUGGCUGUCGAGCAUUUUGUGGAUGACGAGAAGAUUCUGGUGGAGCCUGCAUGCGGUGCCGCCCUGGCAGCCGUAUAUUGCAACGUGCUCAGCCGCCUACAGAAGGAGGGAAAGCUCGCCCAGGAUCUAGGCCCAGUGGUGGUGGUAGUGUGCGGGGGAAACAACAUCAGCUUCGCACAGCUACAGAAGCUGAAGGAGCAGCUGGGUCUGUCCAGCUAAAAGCCCCCACUGAAGACACCGACCCCACUCACCCUUCCCUGUAUAAGGUUGACCUGAACAUUGUUGGACGCAGAUGCCGAAGGCAUCCAAAUCGAGAGCAACCCACCCUCAGGGCGAAAUCAUUCCAGACCGCUUGCAACUGACUCGUGAACUCUCUGACAGAUGGGCCGACUGGCUGACAGACAGACCAACUGAUUGAUCCCAGUACAGGUGGACAUCCAUACAGUUACAAAU
Megalops cyprinoides (Indo-Pacific tarpon) is the source of this 1276-nucleotide messenger RNA. Its product is annotated as L-serine dehydratase/L-threonine deaminase-like. The record is from RefSeq and is a predicted model, not a curated record. The transcript is spliced from 8 exons. Gene Ontology annotation, molecular function: threonine deaminase activity; pyridoxal phosphate binding; L-serine ammonia-lyase activity. Gene Ontology annotation, biological process: L-serine catabolic process; L-threonine catabolic process. NCBI's taxonomy places the organism in Eukaryota, Metazoa, Chordata, Actinopteri, Elopiformes, Megalopidae. Bases 68 to 1042 code for a protein of 324 amino acids.